AUAUGGAGGAAUAUGGCUGAUGAGUGUGAAGGAUUCUCGUUUCUUUUCUCCAAACUCUGCGAGUUAUCUUUCCAAAACAAGGCAAAUAUAGGAUGGGAUAUCUACAGGCGUCCACGUUACACGGAUAAAAGGCAAAAGGCUUUGAAAGUUUGCCUCUACGAGACACUUUUCGAAGAACUUCGAGCUCCCUGGAUAAGUGAGCUAGUUCGUACUGGCGAUGGAGCUGAGGAGAAAGAUGGUUUACGAUUCAAUGUUUAUGAUAAACUGUCGAUCGCUGCAUUCAAACUGAGGCUGGCUAGAAGGUUUGAUGAUGUGGAGAAAUUGGAUCAUUUCGUUUGUCAGUGGAAGAAUUUGCAGGAGUCCCCAAGCAGUGCCAUCAAAUUUAACAGCACCAAACAGACAAGCACAACAGAGAAGGAAGCUGUAUUGAGAUUUCUUGUUGCUUUAACUGGAACAGGGCUUCAUGGGUCAACAUCAGUGCUUGGUCAUCAGGAUGACCUUUGGGCUAGAGGACCUUACCAGAUCCAAAAGACUUCUCUUCCAGAGGGACCUCUUCUUGUGACAGACAGUCAACUCCUGAGACAACAAGGUUUAGAAUUUGAACACUACAUCCAUUACUCAAGGGAGUUGUUUGAAUGCCUUCCAGUCCUUUCAGUUCCAGGAAGUGAUGCAUCAAAAGGCAAACACCACACUCAACUACAGAAUGCUAAUGAAGACCUGUAUGAAAAGAAUGGGUGUUCGUCGUUAUUCAGUGCUUUGGUUCAUAGCCACACUGAUGACUUACAAGUGAAAUUGGAUUUGCCUGACAUUCCAAGUAACUCCAGGACUCUGUACUCUUUAGCCCUGGAACGGAGAGAGAGUGCUGAUGAUGAAGGGUUUGAGUCUUUAGAGACAAGCUCUGAAUCUUCUCUUAACUCUGAGCAAUCCACCCAAGAGAAUACUGAUGUCUGGUCUGCAGCAUUAGCCUUGCCACCACAAAAGUUUUACACCUGGGAAAUGGAAGGAAAACGGGAACUUUUGCAUGAAAAGCCCUAUUUGACAGAAGCUGGUCCUGCUGUGUUUGAUGCACUGUAUGAUACAGUCAUUCGUCAAGUCUCGUACAUUGUCAAGUCUCCUACUUUAAACCAGGCUAACAUGGUCCCUUUACAAGCCCUGAUCAAGGAUUCCAUUAAUGUACUUAUUGGUGUGCCUUCUAGAACUUUUCAUCUUGAUAAGCCUGUGCAGUCGUUCAUCGUCAGUGAUCAGGUGCGUCUCUCUGGGACCUCACCAGAGAUGCUGCGUAACAUCUUGGCACGGCUGGCGGCGAUAGGAACAGAUUACAUCCAGCUCAACAAAUUUGCAACACAUCACCGUGGCCACUCAGCUGGUUUAGUUUUACAAGCUUUCCUAGGAGCUCUGCAGAGUUAUUUACAAUGCUACAGAGCAACAGUAUUGUCUGUAGAAGAUGUGAAAAAAGUGGGUGUCAAACUCCUAACAUACUUGUACCAGCUUUGCUUGGAGCACUCUAGUUCCCAGUCCUACUCCAUCCUGCUGUCUCUUCUAAAACACAGUGUGCAGCCGUACAUCAUAUUCAUCCAAACCUGGGUUUUUAAGGGGAUUUGUAAUGAUAUGUUUGGCGAGUUCAUGAUUGAAAUGGAUGAACAAUACUUAGCAUACAGAGGUAAAAGUCACUAUUUGUGUGAUCCAGGAAUUCCCCUUCCCAAGAUGGAGGUGACGUUUUCAAUGCAUCGACUCAGCAGAAUAGAAGCGGAAUGCAAACUUUACAUGACUGAGAUACAAAAAAUGCAUCGGCAACUUCAAGAGCAACGAGAAAAUGAGAGAAAAGUCAUUGAGGACGAAAGGGAACGCGAGAUUGUAGAGGAGCGUGAAAGGGCUGCAAAAGCGUUGGCGGAGAUUACAGAGCUUAUUCAGAAGGCGAAAGAGGCAGUUGAGGUGAAGAAGCGAGAAGACUUGAAUAUGUUAAAAGAACAAAUGGAGGAGGCGUUUAAGCAUAGAGCCUUAGCAAGAGAACAAGAGAAGGAAGAAGACAUUAAACGUUUACAAGAAGUGAAAGACAAGGAGGUUACUACAGCAACAGUUGAAGAUGAGAUGAAGAACAAGGCGAGGGAAGAGCUCAUCAAGUACUAUGAGGAACUCAGCCGCGAGGUGGAGUACCGAGAGUUUCGUGCCCAGUGGGACAUCCGCCGUCGGUUACUCGACUCUGCUAGAGCCCAGUUCCUGGUCCAGGAGCAGGCUCGGUUAGACAGCUUACAAGAGCAGUUGACACAAGCGUCUGGUACUAAGACCUUUGGUGAAAUUACUAAUGAAAGCGAUGUACGGCAUGAGAAAAAAUUCGAAGAAAAGUCUGUUUUCAAAGAAGAAAGAGCUUCUACACCCAUUUCAGCUCUGAGUCCAAGUCUUGUAUCUCUUAUAGCCAGUGGUGUAAAAACAGAUGCCUUGGUGAGAGCAGAGCACACGAACUUGGGCGAAAGGACGCAGUUCCACAGGGAGGAUGCAUCACAAGCUGAGGAAUCUGCUUUGGAAAACAAAGUCAGAAGGACUUGGGACAGCCCUGCCGAGAGUGCUGCCGAGCUAGGGAAGAUGAGUGAAGCAGGUUCGGGCAGAAAAACAUGGGAAGCCCCACCCGAUGGCGAGGUGAAGAUAGCUUCUUCUCUCCCGAAGAGUCAUCCUUCGGAUUCUUCCAUACAAUUUGCCAUGUAUAGCGACAAAGGAAAGGGUAGCGAAGAAAGCGAGACGCUAGGGUAUGGCUUGCAGGAAGGUGAUUUGAAAACGUGCGCUCCACACAUUGGUGAUUCAUCUUUGCAAAACGUUUUAUAUCCCAGUACUCCCUCAGAGUCGACAUCAGGCCUGGAUGCUGAGUCUGUGAACAUGGUAACCCGGCCUUCAGAUUUGAGUGCGCGAGGCCUUGCUGCGAGUCAUCCUUCGGAUUCUUCAGCCCAAGACGUUUUAUAUGGCAGCGCAACGGGAGACGCGUCUGAAGUUCGGACGCCGUCGGCACAAGGACAUCCAUCCGAUUCCACUGCCCAGCACCUCCUAAAAAGUGGUGCUAGCCAUGGAGAAACCAUUUCCGAGGCUCGCUCCUCCGAACAUGGACAUCCUAGUGACUCGUCUCUAAGCGGGUUGUUGUACCCCCAUGCUUUGAACACGCCCAAUUCCCAGACCCCUCGUCUCAUCCAACACGGCCACCCUUCAGAUUCCCAGGUAUCUUUUUCACACGGCGAUAGUGUAUCCCAAGUUAUCCAACACAGUUCCAGACAAAAUUGGCAACACCCUUCGGACGCAUCUAUUCAGAAACUUCUGGGAGACAUCGAUGUCUUGGGAGAGAGCCAAAAUACGACCCGUGGGAUCCCUCCCUCGAGCGUGGCUCAAGAUAUUCUCUAUCCUAAACCUGAUGGACAAUCAACGCCUUAUACUCCACACACCAGUCGUACCGCAUUGCAGAGUGAAGCACAGGAUAUUUUGUACCCAAUGGAGGAAGAUUCAGAACAAUCAGACAGACCGGUACACACCCGUGGAGCCCCUCCCCAAAGUGUUAUUCAGAACAUUAUGUACUCAAGUGGGGAGGGGGCAGUAGGAGAGGAGACGAGGCUAUCAACUCGUGGCCAGGAACCUGCCGGGAAGAUAAAGAAUAUUUUAUAUUACGUUAAAGAGAAAGAAGGAGAAGUAGACUUACAGCCACAAUUAAGGCAGUUGGAGUUUGAGGACGUUUGGUUAGCUUCCCAAGUGGAACCUCUUCAGGACAAGUUUGAUGUAUUGGUGAUACAAUUCAUAACCGUGUUUUUACGUGGCGUUGUUCUAUCAUAUUUAUCUUAUUUAGAAAUGGGAACCCUGGAUUUUCUAGAACUGCGGUACAGAGUAGAUUGGCCCCUUAAUAUAGUCAUCACAGAAAAGUCCGUCGUAAAAUACAACAAGAUAUUUUCCUUCAUGUUGCGGCUAAAACGUCUUUCUUGGGUCCUGCGUGAUAUUUGGUUUCAUUUGAAGCACGUUGCGAACUCUCGCAACGCGGCCGGCUCGCCUCAACUUCGUCAGCUGCAACUUUUCAGGCAUGAAAUGCAACACUUUGUACAUAAUCUCGAAGGAUACCUGUCAAACCAGAUUCUUAAUGUUACCUGGUCAGAGUUUCAAGAAGGACUUUUGAAUGUGAGAAGCUUGGACGACUUGCACAACCAACACUCGGACUACCUCCGAAAAGCCAUUUUCCGUUCCUUGCUCAGUCGUAAGGCUGCGCCUGUGAUGACCAUGAUUAGUGACCUGGGCACGCUUAUACUCAAACUGCGCACACAGCUGUUGGCGUCUCCGUGGCAACUAGACCCUGGCAGAGGGCACUUGACUCAUCCCGCUUAUGACAUCAUGUGUAAUACUCAUAAAGUGUUCAAAGAAUACUCUACCUUUCUCUUCACAGAUGACGCACUUGAUCCACAAGUCUUGCACAUAAUGACGUUUAAACGAAAAUGA
Stylophora pistillata is the source of this 4455-nucleotide messenger RNA. Its product is annotated as gamma-tubulin complex component 6. NCBI's taxonomy places the organism in Eukaryota, Metazoa, Cnidaria, Anthozoa, Scleractinia, Pocilloporidae. The record is from RefSeq and is a predicted model, not a curated record. Gene Ontology annotation, cellular component: spindle pole; gamma-tubulin complex; microtubule organizing center. Gene Ontology annotation, biological process: spindle assembly; microtubule nucleation; cytoplasmic microtubule organization. Gene Ontology annotation, molecular function: microtubule minus-end binding; gamma-tubulin binding.